Juglans regia (Persian walnut) is the source of this 1152-nucleotide messenger RNA. Its product is annotated as phospholipase A(1) DAD1, chloroplastic-like. The transcript has a single exon. Lineage: Eukaryota; Viridiplantae; Streptophyta; Magnoliopsida; Fagales; Juglandaceae. Gene Ontology annotation, molecular function: glycerophospholipase activity. The record is from RefSeq and is a predicted model, not a curated record. Bases 19 to 1152 code for a protein of 377 amino acids. Gene Ontology annotation, biological process: lipid metabolic process.
AAGCUCGGAAAGAAAUGGAUGGAGUAUCAAGGUAUUAGUAACUGGGACGGCUUGCUCGAUCCCCUCGACGACAAUUUGCGCGGCGAGAUUCUACGUUACGGCCAGUUUGUCGAGGCUUCCUACAAGUCCUUCGACUUUGACCCUUCUUCACCUUCAUAUGCCACCUGCAUGUUCCCAAGAAGCUCCCUCCUAGAACGAGCCGGACUACCCGAGACCGGAUACCGUUUGACCAAAAAUCUACGUGUAACCUCGGGUAUUCAGUUACCACGUUGGAUCGAAAGGGCACCCAGCUGGGUUGCUACACAAUCCAGCUGGAUUGGCUACGUGGCAAUUUGUCAAGACAGGGACGAAAUAGCCAGGCUAGGGCGACGAGACGUGGUGAUUGCUUUCAGAGGCACCGCCACAUGCUUGGAGUGGGUAGAGAAUCUCCGCGCCACACUGACCCACCUUCCCAAUGCUGGUUACGACAGCGACGGGACAUGCGGACCCAUGGUGGAGAGUGGGUUCCUGAGUCUCUACACCUCCGGAACCCCUGGUUCACCCAGUCUCCAAGAAAUGGUACGCGAAGAAAUCUCCCGGAUCAUCCAAUCGUACGGAGACGAGCCCCUGAGCUUGACCAUCACCGGGCAUAGCCUCGGGGCGGCCAUAGCGAUCCUCACUGCGUACGACAUCAAGACAACCUUCAAACGCGCACCGCUCGUCACGGUCAUCUCCUUCGGCGGGCCUCGAGUCGGUAACCGGAUCUUCAGGAAACACCUAGAAAGGCAAGGCACCAAAAUUCUACGCAUCGUGAACUCGGACGACCUAAUAACCAAAGUACCUGGUUUUGUGAUCAAAGACGACGAAAACAUUGACACAGACGAUUUGCCAUACAAUAACCUAGUCCAAGCGACAUCUGGGCUGCCAAGCUGGAUCCAAAAGCGUGUAGAGGACACGCAGUGGGGGUACGCCGAGGUGGGGCGGGAGCUACGGCUGAGCAGUAGGGACUCCCCUUACCUCAGCGGUUUCAACGUCGCCACGUGUCACGAGCUCAAGACGUAUCUCCACCUGAUCGACGGAUUCGUGAGCUCUACCUGUCCUUUCAGGGCGUCCGCGAAAAUGAUGCUCGGAAAUUAUCGUCGGAGACGAAAAGCAAUUGCCAAGCCCUCAUGA